This is a messenger RNA of Chlorella variabilis, 162 nucleotides long. RefSeq lists its product as hypothetical. Gene Ontology annotation, cellular component: mitochondrion. Gene Ontology annotation, biological process: superoxide metabolic process. Lineage: Eukaryota; Viridiplantae; Chlorophyta; Trebouxiophyceae; Chlorellales; Chlorellaceae. Gene Ontology annotation, molecular function: metal ion binding; superoxide dismutase activity. The transcript has 2 exons. The record is from RefSeq and is a predicted model, not a curated record. The annotation marks the transcript as partial.
CUGCCUGACCUCCCGUACGGUUACGACGCCCUCGCUCCCAUCAUUUCUGCGGAGAUAAUGGAACUCCACCACAAGAAGCACCACCAAGCCUACGUCACCGGCGUGAACAAGGCGCUGGAACAGUAUGCCGAGGCGGAGCACAAGGGGGACGUGCCAAGAUGA